This is a messenger RNA of Fonsecaea multimorphosa CBS 102226, 1806 nucleotides long. RefSeq lists its product as uncharacterized. The coding region runs from base 1 to 1806 and encodes 601 amino acids. Gene Ontology annotation, molecular function: DNA-binding transcription factor activity; transcription cis-regulatory region binding. The record is from RefSeq and is a predicted model, not a curated record. The transcript has 4 exons. Gene Ontology annotation, biological process: positive regulation of transcription by RNA polymerase II. Gene Ontology annotation, cellular component: nucleus. Lineage: Eukaryota; Fungi; Ascomycota; Eurotiomycetes; Chaetothyriales; Herpotrichiellaceae.
AUGCAAUUGACAUGGCACAGUAACCACUCCACCGCUGAUAAGCCGCCCAAAGUGCAGGCGGCCCUCUCCCAAGCGAGGCGCGGCUCAGCAGCAUCGUCUUCUGUCGAAGGUGACGUGCCUCAUAGCACUCAAAGUGCUCAUGGCGAGGGAUCUGCUUCCGCUCAUCCUCGGCAAUACUUGUUCGUUGCUGGACGACCAGCGAAAAGACGCAAGCGCCAACAUGUUCUAGGGAGCACUACCGCAAGAAAUGCCUCUUUCGUUAGCAAAGGUACACCACACCUUGACGAGUCGAAGCCAUCUCAAGUGCCAGCAGAUACAUACCCAGUCCCUCUGGUGUCUACAAAUUUCGGUGUUGUCCAGACACAGGUCGAGUUGUGUCCUGCACAAUUACCGCCUCCUCCUGAUGCUACGUGGCUACAUGGACAAUUGGACCCGGACAUGAUAACGGAAGUUGAGGCUGUGGGCACGCCUGACAGUGAGAGUCUAGAACAGUGUCUGCAAAUCCAGCAUUCUCAGGAUUCACCGGCGGCAUGGAGCCCGACUUCGUCAGAGAGUCUCAACGGAUCCUCGUCCUACCUGACGGAAUCCGAAUAUACAAGCCAAACCAGUCUCUCGUACAUCCCCCAAUUUUGCUUUCCAACACUGCACGACAAGUUUUCCGGCCUUCUUGACAUGUAUGAUCAAGAAUUCUGCAAUUAUCCAAUCACUUCCGACUUCAGCAUCAACCCGUACCGCUACAGACCUGAAACUACCAAAGGCUCUCAGCAUUUGCUGCACGCCAUUAUGGCGAUUUCCUGCCACUUUCGGCUGCGGUCACCCUCUCAAGCCUCCCCGCCUGUGGAGACACUGAGCCACAAAGGCGCGGCAAUGGUACUAUACCAAGGGGCGUUUGCAGGGGCUGGCAUCUACAAUAAUGCUUUGAGUUUACUCGACACAGCACUUGCACUCUGGCAACUUGAGGCCACCAUCUCAUCCCUCAACAUAUGGAGAUCCCAUUUGACCGACGCAUAUCAUCUUCUGGAGCUCUAUGGUGGAGUGAAAAAGUGGUCGACGAGCAGGAAAGCGAACGUCCAGGUCUCAAUGAUCCUUUGGUGGGACGCCAUGGUAUCCCUCUUAGCACGAACAGAAUGUGUCUUGCCCUACGCGUACCUCGAGACAGUCCUCAAAACCGAAGGGCGCCAGCCUUGGACAUUCUAUCAGCUGAACGGCUGCCCGCGCCAACUAUUUGUUCCGAUGACACAGCUCGCCAACCUCUCCGGCCGCAAAUGGAGCAAGACGGCCUCAGUGUUGGUAAAGGAGAUCGAGCAGUCAAUCACUAACUACAUCUAUCCUGGCCGAGGUCUUGAGUGUGACUCGGACGACGAAGAAGCUAUGCAUACUGAACGUGACCGCUAUCAUUGUUGUGAGGGAUUCCGGUACGCCUUGUUAAUCUAUAUCCUCAGGAUAUUCCCCUGGCCAAGAACCGACUCCCCAGCACAGGUGGGCGCACGCAUUUCGUUCCUUUCACGAGUCUGCCUCGACCACGUGGCGGCAUGCCGACCGACUUCGUUCAUCCAGAAGCAGCUCCUAUUUGCUGUCUUCAUAGCCGGGUCAGAGACACACAACACAGCACACCGUGCGCUGGUGGAAGAUUACUGUCGGCGGUGGUACGAAAAGUUUGGGUACCAGAUGUACAUGACCGUGCUGGAUGUCAUGGGGGCUGUUUGGGCCAAACGGGAUGCGGGAGAACAAGACUUUUGGUGGGGAGAAGAACUUGACGCGCGACGAGCGAAAGAGGGGGAUUUUGUACAGUUUUGCUUCGGGUGA